CAGCGCGUCACUUUCGUUACGCAAAUCCGCCAUUUUGUAUGUAGCUGGCGGUGCUUCGCGGCUUAGUUUCUUCGUUUAGUGAAUUUACCUACGAUAAACUGAAGAACUUUCUUCUAACUGACUCAGCAAGCCGGCUGUUCAUAAAAUUGACGAUUUUGUGAUUUUAGUUUACUCAUAUACCUUGUGCAUUCGUGAUUUGUGAGUGUCCUGUAAUAGGAGCGCGUGGCUGGUCUUUGUUGUUGGAUUUCGCUUAUUUACGGUUGUGGGACAGUGAAACGUGUCUACGUAUACUAACUACAAAGUGCAGUGCUAACUUUUGGGGCGUGCGUGUUUGAGUGCGUGCGAGUGUGCAGACAACGUCGCGGGAGGUGCUCGCGCGCGUGUGUGUGUGUUUAAGUGCUAGUGACACGGUGAGAGUGUUGUGCGUCGUGCGGUCCCAGGUGGCGCCGACGCUGCCGUCAAGUCAAUGCCGUUGUGCCGAUGGAGCGGUGAUCGCGGCCUGACUACGUCGCUACAGCAGCGCUGGUGACGCGCUGCGGAACAUAUAUUAAAGCGGCUUUGCCGCUUUAAAUGGACAAACGCAAGAUGCUGCCAAAGAGAGCGCGCAUGGAUAGUAUGCGGGGUCCUAUUGCAAACGGACCCCUGCAAUCAAGGCCACUCGUGGCCCUGCUGGACGGUCGGGAUUGCACCGUCGAAAUGCCGAUCCUGAAAGACGUGGCGACGGUCGCCUUCUGCGACGCGCAGUCGACGUCCGAAAUACACGAGAAGGUACUCAACGAAGCGGUCGGGGCCCUCAUGUGGCACACCAUUAUACUAACCAAGGAGGAUCUUGAGAAGUUCAAGGCGUUACGGAUCAUAGUACGCAUCGGGUCAGGUGUCGAUAAUAUCGACGUUAAAGCCGCCGGCGAAUUAGGAAUAGCGGUAUGUAAUGUUCCCGGGUACGGAGUCGAGGAGGUAGCCGACACCACGAUGUGUCUCAUAUUGAAUUUAUAUCGACGGACGUAUUGGCUAGCCAAUAUGGUCAGAGAAGGAAAGAAAUUUACAGGGCCGGAGCAGGUGCGCGAGGCGGCGGCGGGGUGCGCGCGCAUCCGCGGCGACACGCUCGGCAUCGUGGGGCUCGGCCGGAUCGGCUCGGCCGUGGCGCUGCGGGCCAAGGCGUUCGGCUUCAACGUCAUAUUCUACGACCCCUACCUGCCCGACGGCAUCGAGAAGUCGCUGGGCCUCACCAGGGUCUACACGCUACAGGACUUAUUAUUCCAGAGUGACUGUGUCUCACUGCACUGCAGCUUAAACGAGCACAAUCACCACCUCAUCAACGAGUUCACCAUCAAACAGAUGCGUCCUGGUGCGUUUCUGGUGAACACGGCGCGCGGCGGGCUGGUGGACGACGAGGGGCUCGCCGCCGCGCUCAAGCAGGGCCGCAUCCGAGCCGCCGCGCUCGACGUGCACGAGAACGAACCCUUCAACGUCUUCCAGCAGGGUCCGCUGAAAGACGCUCCGAACCUGCUGUGCACGCCGCACGCGGCCUUCUACUCGGACGCGUCCGCACAGGAGCUGCGCGAGAUGGCCGCCUCGGAGAUCCGCCGCGCCAUCGUCGGCCGCAUCCCCGACUGUCUGCGGAACUGCGUCAAUAAGGACUACUUCAUGGCGGGAACGGGCGGCGUGGUGGGCGGAGUGGUGGGCGGCGUGGUGGGCGGCGUGGUGGGCGGCGUGGUGUCGGGGUCGGGCGGCGCGGGCGGCGCGUACGGCGAGGGCAUCAACGGCGGGUACUACGGCGCCGCGCAGGCCGCGCACUCCACCACCGCCGUGCACGAGCCCGCCGCGCACGCCGCGCAGCCGCCGCCCGCGCAGCCCGCGCCGCAGCAGCAGCCGCCCAUCACGCUGCCCAUAAACACGACGGACCCGGCCAACCACCAGAUCCCCAAGCAGGAGAGCUCGGACGUGCACUAGACGGGGGCGGAGGCGCCGACAAUAGUUUAACCGGGGCGGAGGCUCGCCGCCCGCACUCCUCACACUAUUCUAUUUCUACUUAAUUCGCGUUGUAUGUAGCUUGAUGUCUCGCGGUACUCCGGCGGCGACGCCUCUAUGACAAUAAAGUGUUUGACUGUUGAGGCGUCCCUCCCGGGAAGACGAACACCUACACAUAUAUAUAUAUCGGACGGGACCUUGUGUGUGUGAUUGUAAACAGUGCGGUUCUACGAGAUUCGUUUGUUAAUUAUAUAGGUGAUAUAUAUAGAUUUGUGUUUCCAGCGACGCGUCUUGAAUGUGUUGUGUCGGUCUAGCGUACACAUAUAUACAUAUACAUACAUACAUAUAUAUAGUAUAGUUUUUGUUCUGGCGUAUAUAUAUUAUAUAUCCAUAGCUUUGUACAGUCACCGGGUAACAAGAGCCCAGUCUGCGCUCACGUGCGACUGUCGCCGCUCGUGUGUACAGAUUGCAAUUUAAUAUAAAUAUAAUUUUGAAUUAAAAUUUCACGAGACGAACAAAUAUUGUUUGGUACUGAAGGCGGAAUCGAAAUUGGAUUUAUUAUUGUUUCUCAUACGCCCCGGAACGAUCCUAAGCGUUUGCAAAAAUGUUUGUAUACAUAUUACGUAAUACCAAAAUUAACUCUUAGACAAAAUUGCAAGUUCUACUAUCAUCGUCUGAUAUUUUAUUUCUAAACGGUUUAUGUAGUGUUUUUAGUCUUAAAAAAAACGUGUAUUAAAAUUUUUAAACGUAAGAAGAAAAGACUGGUAGUACAGUUGUCCGGGGACACGCCGGGCUGGAGGACUAUCAUCACAUUUACAAGGGACGCAGUACACAGAGGAGGUCAAAUAUUUUUUUAAUUUUUUUUUUUUGUGGAACUUACAAAAAUCAUGCUUUCAUUUGAUUAUUUUUCUUUUCUAAAUAGACUUAAGUGAUUAUAAAAUAAAUAAAUAAAAAAAAAACGAUUUGUAAAUGAAUGAAGAAAACACCAUU
This is a messenger RNA of Bombyx mandarina (wild silkworm), 2958 nucleotides long. It is a transcript of the gene CtBP, whose product is annotated as C-terminal binding protein. Gene Ontology annotation, cellular component: nucleus. NCBI's taxonomy places the organism in Eukaryota, Metazoa, Arthropoda, Insecta, Lepidoptera, Bombycidae. Gene Ontology annotation, biological process: regulation of transcription by RNA polymerase II. Gene Ontology annotation, molecular function: DNA-binding transcription factor binding; NAD binding; oxidoreductase activity, acting on the CH-OH group of donors, NAD or NADP as acceptor. The record is from RefSeq and is a predicted model, not a curated record.